Suillus clintonianus is the source of this 1228-nucleotide messenger RNA. RefSeq lists its product as uncharacterized. Lineage: Eukaryota; Fungi; Basidiomycota; Agaricomycetes; Boletales; Suillaceae. The transcript has 3 exons. Bases 469 to 885 code for a protein of 138 amino acids. The record is from RefSeq and is a predicted model, not a curated record.
CCGUUCUGAGUCGAAUUCUGACGCGUCAACGUCAACCUUCUAUUCACAUCGCAGCCACAGUGCGGUGACUGCUCCUGCCAGUGAUCCAUUGCUCUAGCAUAUUCAGGCCGAUCCAAUAUUUGCUGUCCAAAAACCGAUCACCGACAAGAGAGGCCAAUGAAGAGUCGAAGGAGGCAAUUACGGAUGGCGAAACCGCCGGUCUUUCUUCCACUUCAAAUCCCAGCGCUCUGUUGCGUACCUCCACUCCCUCUCUUGUCCGGUGUUAACUCUUUACUCAAUUUUUCUCAUUGAUUUAAUUAACAUUCUUGAUGUCGCCCUUCUUUUUCAGGUGGUUUGAAAUACAAAUUGAACUUCCACUAAAGGAGACCUGCGUUCUCAAUCUCCUAACGGACGAUCAAAGUUAGCCCAGACAUCGUGUCGAAGAGCCAAUACAUCUUGUCAAGGCAUCGGACAUCGCGGUUCGCUACUAUGGCACAGCAGCUCACUCAGUUCGUGUACGGCAAAAAUGGUAUGGACGGGGCGUGCAUCAACAGCCAGACCUGUGGCGUUCUUAACGAAUAUUUUGAGAACAACUAUCAUGCUGACAUUACAGAUGGCAAGUUUGGCUUCUUGCCCGAACCUUGCAGAUCGCUGGAGCUGCAAAUGAAGUUGUGCCAGGAGCAUAUCGAGCUUCUGAACGUCAACUGCAGAUGGCUUUACGUUUCAUUGGAUUUGCGGCGCGAAGGCUGUCUACCUUUCUCAUCUCCGCAUUUAGUGGGUAGCCCGCCACUAUGCUCUCCGUUGCCUAAUAACAGUCUUUCAUUGAACCCUCAUCGCGUGUCUGUAACCAGUGAUUCACCCACACCUUGGUCUCCACGUUUAGGGACUGCUCAUUUCCCGCAAUGACAUUGUAAACUCCCAGUACUAACAGCGUGCUGUGAUCGCGCUAUCCCUCGAAAGACGUCUUCUAAUAUGCAGCCAGGAGGCCAUUCAGCUGCUUCGAGACCAGCCAGCAAUGACCACAUUGCCCUUGCUCAGUGCCCGCAUGCGACGAGAUGGCGUGUGGAGAUAUCAUCCGUCUCAAAUAGCCCCACACGUCACACUCAAAACGCUGUUGAGGACGUGCUACGUUCCUCACAUACAAUAUGCAUAUCAUUCGAUAGUUAGUCGAAUGUGUAGGCUUAUGCAUACUCUCGUACCGUCAUCCCUUCGAUAUUCGAUACUGUACACAUUGCAUCCCAAGUGCCCU